AUGCAGUCUACCUUACGCUCAUGGGUUGCUGUACCGUGUGAGAAUCCAUCAGAAGCGCCUUGUCACCGUUCAUUACAUGUAUGUGCCAUACGCAACGAUUCGCUAUAUAUUUUUGGAGGAUACGACGGAUCGAGCCGCAUUAACGACUUUUACGAGUUCAAUUUCAAGCGUAAACUGUGGUCCGUCGUCCUCGCCAUUGGAUCUGCUCCAAGUCCACGCGACCGUCACGUUGCGGUUGUCUACAAGGACUCUUUCUACGUGUUUGCAGGCUUUGACGGUCGCUCGCGUGUCAAUGACUUUGUCGAGUAUAACUUCUUAUCGCAGAGAUGGAGCAAUGUUGUGGUAAAUGCUGGGCUUCCACCUACGGCACGGCAUAGUCAUGCUGCUGUGACAAGUCUAUGUAUUGUUUUGGGGGGAUAUGACGGUGGCUACAGAAAUGACUUGCACGAGUUCAAUUUUGAAACUAAGACUUGGUCGUUAGUGGCAGCAAGCGGACGACUGCCUCGACCUCGGUACCGAUUGUCGUUGGUGGUGCAUAAGCACACAUGCGUACUAUUUGGCGGCCACGAUGGAUCUCGUCACCUUAGCGAUGUUUACGUGUAUGACUUUGAUGCGCGUGCUUGGUCGUUGCUUGCAACUGAGGGGCUGGCUCCUAUUGCUCGCGAUAGUCAUGCUGCUGUCAUCCACUCAAAUUCUAUGUACAUAUUUGGCGGCAGUACGGGUACUGCAGUGAACGAUUUCUAUGAGCUCAGCUUGGAGUCAAAUGUUUGGCAGCCAAUGCAUUUCAACGGUCAGCCACCAGGACAGCGAUUCUGCCACGUCGGUACUGUUUAUGAUUCCAGUCUUAUCAUUUUUGGCGGCUAUGAUGGAAGUAAUCGACUGAACGACUUCAAGCAAUUCCGUUUUGGCGAGAAGUUUCAGCUUGAUAUUCCUGAGAGCACGCUAGUCAAUGACUUGAGGAUACUGGUGAAUAAUGACAUCAUGAGUGAUGUGACGUUUAUCGUGGAAGGAAUUCCCGUUUACGGACACAAAAUUCUGUGUAUUCGUUGCAGCUACUUCAACGCGAUGCUCACGGGAGAGAUGCUGGAAAGCCGGGCUCGGGAGAUUCAAAUCACCGACGUACGUCGGCCGAUCUUCCUUUCGUUGAUGGAGUAUCUGUACACAGAUUACCUCGAUGUUGCUGUGGACAUUGCAAUGGAGCUGUUUGUUACUGCAGAUCGGUAUGGCGUCGAGCGUCUAAAGCGCAUUUGCGAAAGUAAAAUGCUAGGAUCACUAUGUGUCGAGAACGCUGCAAGCAUUUUUCAUGCUGCAGACCUGCACAAUGCAACAGUGCUGCGAGACCAGUGCGUUACCUUCAUGCUGCACAAUUUCGACGCGGUGACGAAGACUGAUGCAUUUGAAGAAAUGGGCCGAACCAACGUUGAAUUGGUCUUCGAGCUUUUGAAACGGCGCUAG
Messenger RNA from Peronospora belbahrii, 1455 nucleotides. The record is from the annotation of a GenBank genome assembly. Lineage: Eukaryota; Oomycota; Peronosporomycetes; Peronosporales; Peronosporaceae.